Clarias gariepinus (North African catfish) is the source of this 4603-nucleotide messenger RNA. RefSeq names its product Rho related BTB domain containing 3 (gene rhobtb3). Lineage: Eukaryota; Metazoa; Chordata; Actinopteri; Siluriformes; Clariidae. The transcript has 12 exons. Gene Ontology annotation, molecular function: ubiquitin protein ligase binding. Gene Ontology annotation, biological process: proteasome-mediated ubiquitin-dependent protein catabolic process; regulation of proteolysis. Gene Ontology annotation, cellular component: cytoplasm. The record is from RefSeq and is a predicted model, not a curated record. Bases 468 to 2375 code for a protein of 635 amino acids.
CUCAGAGCUGCUGCUGCUGCUGCCGGAUCAUUCCCUCCUCUCGAGGUGAUUCGGGGUUGAAUGCCUGGCGGGGAGGUUCGUGGAUUCCUUUUCUUUUUUUCUCCACGUUGUUCUGUGGUGAACUUGUGCGGUGUAGCGCUGCACACUGCGGGGUCUGGACGCGGGCUCUGGUGGGGGGGCUUCUCGCGCUGGGUCUGCUCACUGGAGCAUUGCGCACCGCACACACACACACACACACACACUCUCUCUCUCUCACACACACACACACUCACACCACUUUUGUCUUUCCAGCGGCUUGUUUUUAAGCGGAAUGAACACCGAAACACAGCUCGAGACGGCGGGACUCGAGCGGUCUCGCGCGUAACGCGGACGGAUUUCGAUGGAAUGUUCGAGGUUUUUGAGGCUGAUUGCGCAAAAAAACGUCUGAUGGGAAAACGUGGCGCUUGAGGACGUGCUCACCAAGCUUCAUGCUCUCAGCUCAGGGGACCAUCCAAUGUUGUUGUCCCCCACCGAGCAGGUCUGUCCACAUAGUGGCCCUGGGCAGCGAGUGUCCCGGGGGAGUGGGGUCCGGAGAGGAGCCCGCCGCUCCAGCACAGGUGCAAGGAGGACUGCUUUGGAGCUACCUGGGCCAUGGAGCCAGAGAGCUGGACCCUACGUCCACCACUCCUUCCAGACACCCGCUGAACCCAGCCUUCAUGGAGUACCAGUCUAGGGUGUUCGGGGAUGUCCGAGUGAUGGUGCGUGACUGCCCCAGCUGGGACUUGUUGGACAGUGACUGGGCCAGCGUGCGGAGUGUUUUGGAGCAAGCCGAUAUCGUGGUCAUUAAGUAUUCCGUAAACGACAAACUGGCCUUCCAGCAGGUUCGAAAUGGCUACGCCCCCCGACUCCGCCCACUCCUGCGCCAUUGGGGCAUGCCUGUCAUUCUGGUGGCGGUCGGGGCACGGCUUAACGAUGAAGGACCGCCGUGCACAUGCCCCCUGUGUGCGUCCGACUGGAGCACUUGUGUUCCGCAUGGAGAGGGGCUCCAGCUAUCCCGGGACUUGGGUGCUACCUACCUGGAGUUACCUUCGCUCAAUAACUUCUUUGUCGGCCGCUACUUCGGCAGUGUGCUUGAAUACUUCAUGAUUCAGUGUCUGAAGCAGAAAGCCAAAGAGAGACCUGACAAGAGGCGGGGUCCCCGGUUUAAUGAGCCCCGCCCUCCACAUCUGGACCAACCAGCGCGUCUUCCUCCAGUGCGAGUGGAGGAGUCCAGCUUCUCUCAGGACCUGCAGUGGCUGCUGGAGCGUGGCGCGCAGUUUGCUGAUGUGGUCUUUUAUGCCGGGGAUUCUGGGAAGGAACUGGGAUGGGCGCACGCAGCUGUUUUGAGCGCCGUUAGCCCCUAUUUCAAACAACUGCUGGUGGGAAGGCAGGCGUGGGAGCGGCCCAUGUCACGAUGCGCCUGCAGGGAGAGAGACAGCCCGCACUCUCUGCUGUCCACGUGGGAUGGCGGUUUGGACGACUUGACUCGGACAGACGGACACCUACCUGGGCAACUGUCCCGGCUUGUGGUGAAGGACCCGCUGCUGUGCAUAUGCAUGUGGGAGACGCUGAUGUUUCUCUACAGAGGGGCCUGGGAGUGGGAGUUUCUGGAGGAGGCUUUGACUGAGAAGCUCAAGAACCCUUUAGCCGUGGCCCAGCUGUUGGAUCGAAUACGCUCAUUUGUUGGGAGAGAAAAGACCCUUAGGGACGCGGCCGCUUCGCGCUCUCAUUCUGGUCCUCAAACACUGGGAAACAUCUUCAACUCCCCUCUGUACUCUGAUGUCAUUUUUAUGGUGCAAGGCAACGUCCUGCCCGCACACAGAGCCGUGCUUGUCGCUCGGUGUGAUGUCAUGGCAGCCAUGUUCAGCGGCAAGUACGCAGAAGCACGGAGCAGAGUAGUACCCAUACACGGGGUCUCCUCCGACACAUUCCUCGCCUUCCUGGAAUACCUCUACACAGACACCUGCUGUCCAGCCAGUGUGUUGCAGGCUAUGGCGGUACUCGUCUGUGCAGAGAUGUACCAAGUGAAGCGUCUGCAGCACCUCUGUGAGGUGUGCGUGUGUGCGUAUUUGCAGAGCAUGCCCAGCCGGGAGCUGGCAUCCACCAGCAUCAGUGUGAUCUGGUUACUGAGAAGAGCAAAGUGUCACAAUGCUGACCAGCUGUAUGUCUGGCUCCUCCACUUCAUUGCCAAUAACUACCUGAUCUUCAGCCACAAACCUGACUUCCUGGAGCUAUCAGAGGAGGAGCGGGACCAGGUGGAACGACUGCGCUGGCCCUCCAGAGGCUACCUGCAGGAGCUCAGCGAGUACCAGCAACGCAGACGGCAGCUGCGCAAGUCCCGCUGCAGCAUCAUGUGACAUCCCGGAACCUGCGCAUCGCAAAAACAAGGACAAAAAACAAAAAAUAAAGGAACAAAGAUGAGUCCCGGACAUGAAAUAUGCAGGUGGCGCGAUUCUGCCAGACAGCUGGAUUGUGGCUUUAAAAACUUUGACCUUUGAUUCUGUGUCAUACAGUCAUGUGAUCUCAGAGACCCUGAGUGGACACUGUGGCCACAGAUGUACUGUGCUUUUCUUGGUGCCCUGUGACACGGAUCUGGCUUUGUGUACACACAGAUAAACUGUUCCUCCAAAAAGGAGACUAUUUACUAACUGCUGUUAGUAUUGACUGCUGUUUUGAAAUGACACUGGACGUCAAGGAGGAUCUAAAGCUUGGAAGCAGAAUAUAGAGCCGAAAUCAUGCCAUUAGAAGUUUCCGUUUGAACAAAUAUUAAAAACGGUUCAAUUCGGGGAUGGAGUGUGAUUACUGAGGUUUUUAAAGAAAAUAAAUGUCAUGACCGAGGAAUGACACGACCGAUGCUACUCACACUGAGUGAGCUACUCUCACUGACAGCGAGUGCUUUCGAUAUCAGAUUAUGUCAGUACACGUAAACGAGUUGGAUGGCACAUUCAGUUACUCAUUAGCAGCCUGUCCCCUGUAUCGUACAUCUUGUCUAGCGUUACGUAAAAACUCUUUUUCAGACUGGGACUACAAGGUGGGCUUACACCAGUUUAUUACAGGACAUCACACAGACAUUUGCGAUCUGUUGUAUUAAAGUCAGGUAUUUAGUCGCACAGGUUGGUUUUGAGCUUUGGCCAAUAGAGUGCAGUAGGUAUAAAUUCUUUAAUUUCUGUAAAAAUCGGUUGAUAAAUAUGUUAUCUUCCUGAACCUUUAACACAAUUGGGAAGGUUUAAAUACAAAGCAUUGUUUUAAAGCACUGUAAUGAACACUAUUCAUGAACACUGGUGACGCCCGUUGCAAUAAAAGAAACUUAAUUUUAUCGUCUAUACCGCUUUAUCCUGCAUACAGGGUCAUAGGGGGCCUGGAGGCUAUCCCACGAGGCGGGGUAUGCCUUGGGCAGGGUGCUAGUCCAUUGUAGGGUGCCAGUCCAUCGCAGGGGACACACACUCAAUUAUUUAGACAUUUUGGGCAAUGUGGUAACAAAAGGUUAGCCUAAUCUACACACAGACCUAAGGUGGGAUUCGAACCCAGACGCUGGAGGUGCAAGGUGACAGUGCUAACUACUAAACUCUAACUUUUUGCUAUAAAGCCAUGCUUCUGGUAAAGUUAUGUUUAGCAAAAGCAGGGAAUUCCUGGUGUUACAAUGUGGCUGAGGAUUUCCCUCUUUCUUACAACAUCACCGAAUCCUCAUUUAAAUAUUCUAAAAAUAGGAUUUCGACAGAGUUUUCCCAAGGAAAACAAACUCGCACUGGCCAUAUCUCAGCAACCAGUCACUUGAUACAGCAAUAAACUCAAUAUCAAAAUGCGACUUAAUAACCGAUUUGCUUUGACUGGUCACGAAUCAACUGUUUGUUUCUCAUCAGUUAUUGGGAACCCUGGACCCUGGUACUUGUUCCUAGUCAUCCUCAAGCAUGAAAUUUAGCUUCACGUUUUGCAUAAUUCGGUUACAAAGCCAUUAAAAUUCACCUUCAGGUCACAGCUCAAUUUCAGAUAAGGCUGAAUUCAAAGCAGUAUUUAAAUGGAAAUUUCUGAUGGCAUGAUUCGAACUCGAAGCUGGAAUAUAUUCCCAAAGUGUUAAACAGGGUAGGGUCAAACACAUCCUCUCCAGAGAUGUUUCUCCCAUCCUCAUGGUCAGUAUGUCUCUUCAUGGUGAGAAUUUCUUUGAUCCGUGAUUACUCUUGCAAAACACCAAAUAUUUAUUUUUUUGCCAUAAAAUUAUAAUUUUAAGGUAAUUCAAACUAUUUUUAUAACCUGUACAUCCAAGGUUUUUAUUUGAGGAAAUAUGUAUGUGUGUAUUAUGUAUCCAGCAUGUGGUUCAUUAUGUGCAGUCCGUGUGUUGGAUAUGGCGCCACUUUCUGGCUGUCUUUAGUUUAGUGCAGUUCUGUCGAUCCUUAUCUCCGACUGAAUAAAGGCAUUUUCGAAGGAUCUCGACUCGAACACAUCCUGAGCUCUAGAGUCUGUGUCCAGCCAAGACAAAGCAGCUGGGCUGCAGUUUAUUUGUUAUCUUAUGAAGAGCUGAGAGAGAAUGAGAGCCCAAGUGAGCGAGAGAUGAAGAAGCACACAGUAUAAUGCUGUGUGUGUGUGUGUG